Messenger RNA from Tetrahymena thermophila SB210, 1602 nucleotides. RefSeq lists its product as hypothetical. The record is from RefSeq and is a predicted model, not a curated record. The transcript has a single exon. NCBI's taxonomy places the organism in Eukaryota, Ciliophora, Oligohymenophorea, Hymenostomatida, Tetrahymenidae.
AUGAAUAACAAUUAAUAACAAGUAAAUUAUGAAAGGAAAUGUUCUUCUCAUAAAAAUGAAAAAAUAUGCUAUUUACAAAUAGGACGUUAAAAGUAAGCUAGCAUAGGUGCAUGUAAGGUGUGCGUUGUUGAUAAUAACUUAAGUGGAAGAAACUUGGCUUUGGUUUCUGACAUCUAAGCUAUGAUUAAUAGUUAAUAACUAAAUAGAAAAUAAUAUCUACCUAUUUUAGAUGACAAUAAAAUUCUUACAGAAUACUCUAAAAAAAUUGACUAAGCAGAAUACAGAGAUAUUCAAAAGGAAACAAAAUAAUUUUUUGGAAAUGCUAAGAAUAAAAUAAUAGCUAAUUUAGAUAACUUAGAGAAGUAAAUUCUAUAAAAAUAAUAUCCAUAGUAACUAGUUGACAAAGUAGAACUUGCUAACACACUUGAGCAUGUUUAGUAAAAAGGCAAAUUUAGAAGUCUUUUUGAAGGAUAUAUGAUUGAAGAUUAAAAUAAUGGUAAAGAAUUAAAGAAUUUUCUUGAAAAUUAGGCAAAAAAUUCUGCAGAAAAUACUCAAAUAUUGUAAAAAAAACUAGACGCUUUCAAUUAAUGCUAAGAAUUAUUUAAGAUAUAAUAACCUAUAUCAUAAAGACUAAUAAACAUCAUAAUAUCUUUAAUUGAAGUAACAGGAAAUACAUUUAAAUAAGAUGAUAGAAGCGUUGCUUUGCUAUAAUAAAUUGAUAUUAUGUGUGAUAACUUUGAAGCUAAACUUUAAAAACUUAAUUUACUGAAUUCAAAUUAAAAAGAAGUUUAGUAAAAUUAGAGUAAACUUACACUCUUGAAAUUCAUUUAUUCCAAUUAUAAAGUCAUUUCAUCAGAUUUAAUAAACUUAUCAGAAAAUAUCUUUUAAUCUGAGAUUCAGUUUACUAAAAACAUACAGGAAAUUAAUAUUUAGAAUUAAUAAGCUCUUUCUAAUUACUAAAAUAGAUUUGUCACAUUUAAUGAAGAAGUUAAAACUUUAGCUGAUAAAUAUUGCCACAGUGUUCAAGAAAGACUAAAAGGAAAUAAUGUUCCUUUAAAUAAUAAUCAAAUAGUCGAUCAAAGAAUUUAAAGUUUAUAAAAAAUAUAUUUGGAUAAUUAAUACCAAAUAUAAAAUAAAAAAAUAGAGCUAAAGCCAUUACAAGAUCCUUUUGGUUAUAUUUUGUGUUUCUAAUAACCUCUUUAAAAUAAUUAUCGCUAUAAAUUAUAGCUUUAAUUUGUACCAUUCAAAAAUAGAGAAACCACAUAUAAUUUUAGUGUUGGAUUGAUAAAGUAAGAAGAAAUUUAAAAAUAGGAUUUUUAAAUUAAAGACUCUCAUUUUUUGUAUAGCUAUGGAUAAACUUAUACAUAAGCUUUUAAAAGCUAGAAUAAUAAUAUUUUAGCAUAAUACAACAAUUAAUUGAGAAAAUUAGAUUUGAUAAUUUGUUUACAGAAUGGUCCAAGACCAAGCAUGAUAGACCUUAAAUAAAAAUUUAACUUAUUUGUUAUGGCAAAUGGCAUUUAAGAAAUAAAAAUUAUAGAAUAUAUGUACUCUAGUAUUCCACAACUCCUCCCCUAACCCCCCUCCUAAAUUCAAAAUAAAUGA